GCUCAAGCGAUGCGUCACCGCCACGAAACCCUUCACUCUUAAGUGCCAUUGAGCUUUUCAAUCUUCACUCCGAGUAUCUGCACAUCAUCACACGUCACAACAAGAGCGAGGUAAUUUUGUUUUAGGAGUUACUCAACACCCGCAGUAGGGAACGAAGCAUAGUCCUUGCGCACCCGUACCAGACUCAGAGCAAUGGCUGUGGAAGAGCAGCUGCACGGCGUCAGCGACGACGUUCGCGUCCUCGGCUACGACCCUCUAAUCCCUCCCGCCCUGCUCACCUCCGAAGUGCCUGCGCCUGCCAACUCCAUCCCCACCGUGCUCAAGGGCCGCAAAGAAGCCGUUGAGAUCGUCAAGCAGCGUGAUGACCGCUUGCUGGUGGUCUGCGGGCCAUGCUCACUUCACGACCCGGAAGCCGCCGUUGAAUACUGCUCGCGCCUCGUCGAGCUUGCAGACAAGCUCCAGGAUGACCUGCUCAUUAUUAUGCGUGCCUACCUCGAGAAGCCACGGACGACAGUAGGCUGGAAAGGUCUUAUCAACGAUCCAGAUAUCGAUGAGACUUUCCAGAUCAACAAAGGCCUCAGAGUGUCGAGGAAGCUGUUCUGCGAUCUGACCGCCAUGGGCAUGCCCAUUGCGAGCGAAAUGCUCGAUACGAUCAGUCCGCAAUUCCUGGCCGACCUCAUCUCUCUGGGUGCAAUUGGUGCAAGGACAACGGAGUCGCAGUUGCACCGUGAACUGGCUUCCGGCUUGUCUUUCCCCAUGGGCUUCAAAAACGGCACAGAUGGCGGGCUGAGCGUUGCGGUCGAUGCGAUAGGCGCGGCAGCUGCAAAGCACCACUUCAUGGGUGUCACAAAGCAGGGUCUUGCGGCAAUUACGAGGACUCUGGGCAACCCGGAUUGCUUCGUCAUCCUGCGAGGUGGCACAAGCGGGACGAAUUUCGACAAGGACAGUGUGGCGAAGACGCGAGAUGCACUGAGGAAGAAGGGUCAGCAGGAGGUGAUGAUGAUUGAUUGCUCGCACGGCAACUCCCAGAAGAAUCACAAGAACCAGCCCAAGGUCGCGCAGGUGAUCGGCGACCAGCUUCGCGAAGGCCAAGAGGCCAUUGUCGGUGUCAUGAUCGAGUCGUAUCUCUUUGAGGGCAACCAGAAAAAUGACGGGCGAGGCCUGGAGGCGCUUAAGCGAGGCGUGAGCAUAACUGAUGCCUGUAUCGACUGGGAUACCACCAUCGAAGUGCUUGAACAGCUUGCAGAUGCCGUGAGGGUGCGGCGCCAGGUUCUCGGCAAGGCUUCGGCGGCGAAAGGCACUAAUGGCGCGCCUACAAACGGUGUCUCCAACGGCGUGCAUUAAAUCAUCAUGGGUGGGGAUCUGCGCGGUGUUCCAUGGAUUGCAAAAGUCUUGCUUCGGUGCGGAUAUCCAGCUGGGCGUCAGGUGCUCAUGGCAGGACUAGCUUUUUGAGAUUGUUUUACCAAUGCUGCCACCACGGCACCUCCGCUCGACACGACACUGAGUGCAGUCAAGCAGCGUUUCGCUCGCGAUCAGUGAGGAACCGUAGCGCUUUCAUUUUCAG
Molecule: messenger RNA, 1564 nt
Organism: Baudoinia panamericana UAMH 10762
Lineage: Eukaryota; Fungi; Ascomycota; Dothideomycetes; Mycosphaerellales; Teratosphaeriaceae
Exons: 3
Coding region: 193-1344 (383 amino acids)
Biological process (GO): aromatic amino acid biosynthetic process
Cellular component (GO): cytoplasm
Molecular function (GO): 3-deoxy-7-phosphoheptulonate synthase activity
Source: RefSeq, a predicted model, not a curated record